Solanum dulcamara is the source of this 799-nucleotide messenger RNA. RefSeq names its product cell wall / vacuolar inhibitor of fructosidase 1-like. The record is from RefSeq and is a predicted model, not a curated record. NCBI's taxonomy places the organism in Eukaryota, Viridiplantae, Streptophyta, Magnoliopsida, Solanales, Solanaceae. The transcript has a single exon. The coding region runs from base 131 to 640 and encodes 169 amino acids. Gene Ontology annotation, molecular function: enzyme inhibitor activity. Gene Ontology annotation, biological process: negative regulation of catalytic activity.
UAAUAGGUGUGCAUUUGCCGACAAUUAGACAGAGUAUAAGAAAACGACUAAACCCCUGGAAAAUCAACAGCUCCAUUCAACAUAUGAACUUGCCAACCUCUCAGAUUUCAGCUUCUUUUUGAACUCCAAAAUGAAGAUUGUUGUGAUAUAUCUAGUUAUGCUAUUGACCUCAACACAGAAAACAAGCAGCAGCAGCAACAAUCUAGUAGAGACUACAUGCAAGAACACACCAAACUACAAUCUCUGUAUAAAAACUCUGCGCCAUGACGAACGCAGCGCCAGCAGCGACAUCACGACGUUGGCGCUGAUCGUGGUGGACGCCAUUAAAGCGAAGGCAAAUCAAGGAGCAGAAAUCAUCUCGACACUCCUUGCUUCGAAUCCUCCUGAAGAAUGGAGAGUUCCAUUAAAAGAGUGUGCUUUCUCAUAUAAGGUAAUUUUGACAAUAAGUUUGCCUGAAGCAAUUGAAGCCUUAACUAAAGGGAACCCAAAAUUUGCUGAAGAUAGCAUGGUUGUAUGUUUUGGAGAUUCUCAGGAUUGUGAGGAGAAUUUCAAGAGUAGUAUUUCACCUCUUACUGGUUUGAACAAUGCAGUACAUGAGCUUUCUGGUGUGGGCAGAGCAAUUAUUAGAAAUUUAUUAUGAUGUAAUUUUCGUUUUCACUUUGUUUUCUUGUAUUUUAGUGCUAUUAUUUUGCGAAUCGAAAGUCUUAUCUCUCCAGCUCAUGAAUAAAUCAACCGCCAGCCGAAUAGCCAGAAUUAGAAUGAAGGAAUGAUUCAAUCCUCACGCUCCUCCUUUUUUGUC